Messenger RNA from Ahaetulla prasina, 2372 nucleotides. RefSeq names its product fem-1 homolog A (gene FEM1A). The coding region runs from base 107 to 2086 and encodes 659 amino acids. Gene Ontology annotation, molecular function: protein binding. The transcript has a single exon. The record is from RefSeq and is a predicted model, not a curated record. NCBI's taxonomy places the organism in Eukaryota, Metazoa, Chordata, Lepidosauria, Squamata, Colubridae.
UGUUUUCGCCUCAAAGAGGGCUCAAGAUGGCGGCGCCGGUAUCUGAGGGGACGAGCGGCCUGUCGUCGCGGGCCGUCCCGGGGAGGCCUUGGUAGUCUCGGCCGUCAUGGACCUGCGCCUGGCCGUGUACAACGCGGCCCGGGAGGGGAAGCUGAAGCUGCUGCAGAAGCUGCUGGGCGGCCGCGGCCGGGAGGAGCGUCAGCGUCUGGCGGCGGGCCCGGGCGGGGCGGAAGGCCCGCCGUUGCUGAUCGCUUCCCGCCACGGUCACCGCGAGGUGGUGGAGUACCUGGUGGACCACUGCGGCGCGCGGGUGGGCGCGGGCGGGUCGGUGCGCUUCGACGGGGAGACCAUCGAAGGGGCCCCGCCGUUGUGGGCCGCCGCCGCCGCCGGGCACCUGCCGGUGGUGCGGAGCCUGCUGGAGCGCGGCGCCUGCGUCAACCAGACCACGCUGACCAACUCGACGCCGCUGCGGGCGGCCUGCUUCGACGGGCACCUGGCCGUGGUGCGUUACCUGGUGGGCCAGUGCGGCGCCGACCUGGAGGUGGCCAACCGCCACGGCCACACCUGCCUGAUGAUCGCCUGCUACAAGGGCCACGCCGACAUCGCCCGCUACCUGCUGGAGAAGGGAGCCGAGGUCAACCGACGCAGCCUGAAGGGCAACACGGCCCUGCACGACUGCGCCGAAUCCGGCAGCUUGGAGAUCCUCCGCCUGCUGUUGGCGCGACGGGCGCGGAUGGAGCGGGACGGCUACGCCAUGACCCCGCUGCUGGCCGCCAGCGUCACCGGCCACGCCAACAUCGUGGAGUUCCUCAUCCGGGGGGCGCUGGAGGAACCCCAAAGCCGGGACGCUGCCGCCUCCGAGGAGGUGGAGGAGGAGGAGGAGGAGACGGAAGAUCGGCAAGGAGAGGAAGAGGAGGAGGAAGAGGAGACGGGCGAAUCCCGCGUCUACUGCACCCGAGAGGCCGCGGUGGAGGGGCUGGAGCUGCUGGGCGCCACCAUGGUGGACAAGAAGCGCGACCUGCUAGGCGCCCUGAAGCACUGGCGCCGGGCGAUGGAGCUGCGUCUCCGAGGGGGCGAGGGUCUCUCCAAACCGGAGCCUCGGCAGCGGGUGCUGGCUUACGACUACGCCCAAGAAGUGAGCAGCAUGGAGGAGCUGGAAUCGCUCAUCACGGAUCCGGAUGAGAUGAGGAUGCAGGCCUUGUUGAUCCGAGAACGUGUCCUGGGACCGUCUCACCCGGAUACCUCGUAUUAUAUCCGCUACCGGGGGGCCGUCUACGCCGAUUCGGGCAACUUUGAGCGGUGCAUUAACCUGUGGAAGUACGCCUUGGAAAUGCAGCAGGGCAACCUGGAGCCCUUGAGCCCGAUGACGGCCAGCAGCUUCCUCUCCUUCGCCGAACUCUUCUCGUACGUCCUGCAGGACCACUCGAAGGGCGCCUUAGGGACUCAGCUGGGUUUCUCUGACCUCAUGGUGGUUUUGAGCAAAGGGGUCCGCGAGGUUGAGAGGGCCCUCCAGCACCGGAAAGACCCAGUGGCGGACGCUUCCCAGUUCACCAAAGCCCUGGCCAUCAUCCUCCACUUGGUCUUUUUGCUGGAAAAAGUGGAGUGCUCGCCCGAGCAAGAGCAUCAGAAACGCCAAACCAUCUACCGCUUGCUGAAGUGUCACCCCCGAGGCAAGAACGGCUUCACCCCGUUGCACAUGGCGGUGGACAAGGACACAACCACAGUGGGCCGCUACCCAGUGGGGAAAUUCCCCUCCCUCCACGUGGUGAACCUCCUGCUGGAGUGCGGGGCUGACCCAGACAGUCGGGAUUAUGAUAACAACACCCCGUUGCAUGUGGCUGCCCGGAACAAUUGCCCCCUCAUCAUGAGCGCCCUAAUGGAAGCCGGAGCUCAUAUGGAUGCGACCAAUGCUUUCAAACAGACGGCCUACGAGCUCCUUGACGAGAAGCAGCUCACCAGGGCCAUGAUGCAGCCUUUUAAUUACAUCACCUUACAGUGCCUUGCGGCCCGAGCGCUGGAUAAACACAAGAUCCCUUAUAAGGGUUUCAUCCCUGAAGAGUUGGAAGCCUUCAUUGAGCUGCAUUAGCCAAGAAGGACUCUACUCCCUACUGGUCUCUUCCUAGACCUCUUGCAGCUGGCAGGGAGAGGACUUAGAUUCGUGGUCUUCCUGGGGUCUGGAUUUUAAAAGCUUUGGUUUGCACUUGGCCAGCUUAUGUGGUCUCUGUCUUUCUUCUGUCCAGCCCCUGACAUGAAGAAGACAUCUUUUGCCCAAAUGCGCAAGUGGACUCGCUCUCUGAGAUCUUUUUAAGUCGACGACAGGCUCAACUGCAGUGUUUCUCAACUUUGGCCACUUUAAGAUGGGUGGACUUCAA